AUGCGGAUCGUGGAGGUUAUCAUUGACGGGUUUAAAUCUUAUGCUGCGCGCACUGUGAUAUCGGGAUGGGACGAAUCCUUCAACUCGAUCACCGGCCUCAACGGCUCUGGCAAAUCCAACAUCCUCGACAGUAUCUGCUUUGUUCUCGGAAUCACAAAUAUGAGCACUGUACGCGCCCAGAAUUUGCAAGACCUGAUCUACAAGCGCGGCCAAGCAGGAGUCACGAAAGCCAGCGUGACCAUAGUAUUUGAUAAUCGCGACAAGUCGAAAUCACCAAUUGGGUUCGAGGAAUAUGCGAGCAUAUCGGUGACGAGGCAGAUUGUAUUGGGCGGCACCAGCAAAUACCUGAUUAAUGGACACCGCGCGCAACAGCAGACUGUGCAGAACCUUUUCCAAAGUGUGCAGCUGAAUAUCAAUAAUCCGAAUUUCUUGAUUAUGCAAGGGCGAAUUACGAAGGUGUUAAAUAUGAAGCCGGUGGAGAUUUUGUCGAUGAUUGAAGAGGCGGCUGGAACGCGUAUGUUUGAGGAUAGAAAGGAAAAGGCUGGAAAGACGAUGGCAAAGAAGGAGACAAAAGUGCGGGAAAUCGAGGGACUGCUGAAGGAGGAAAUUGAGCCGAAACUUGAGAAAUUAAGAGGGGAGAAGAGAGCUUUCUUAGAUUUCCAGCAAACUCAAAGUGACCUCGAGCGUCUGACUAGGCUUGUUGUUGCCCAUGACUAUUUGAAGAAUGGGGAGCGGUUACGCCUGGCUGGAGAGGAAUUUGACAACAAAAAGCGAAAAGUUACCGAGCUAGAGAAUAGCAUUGCGCGGCUCAAGGGUGAAAUAUCUCAUCUGGAGGAAGAUGUGAAGAGGGUAAAAGCGCUUCGAGAAAAGGAGCUUAGAAAAGGGGGCAAAUUCCAAGCGUUGGAAGACCAAGUUAAAACUCACUCCCAUGAAAUGGUGCGAUUGGCCACUCUAUUAGACUUGAAGACUUCGAGCAUGGCGGAUGAAUCUGAAAAGAGAGAAACAAUGGAAAAGACAGUGACUGAAUUGCAAGCUCUACUGAAAGGGAAACGGAAAAUUUAUGAUGAAUUACAAGCCAAGUAUGAUGAUGCAAAAGCAGGGCUGGACAGACAGACGGCUGAAGUUGAACAGAAAGAAGAACUUCUUCAAACACUGCAAACAGGCGUUGCAUCAAAGGAAGGCCAGGAAAACGGCUAUCAGGGCCAGCUUCAAGACGCGCGAAACCGACUUAGUUCCACGGCCACCGAGCAAGAACAGGCGAAACUCAAGAUAUCCCAUCUCGAAAAAAGGAUCAAAGAGGAAGAACCCAGAGCGAGGAAGGCCAAGGAGCAAAAUUCCAAUCUCCUAAGGGACCUUGAAGAACUUCGAAAACAGGCCAAAAAGCUCGAGUCAGAACUCGCCAAACAAGGAUUUGAACCGGGUAGAGAAGAAGAGAUGUACCAGGAAGAAUCCAGAUUGCAAAAGAGUAUCAGAGAGCUGCGAAGCCAGGCAGAUUCCAUGAAGCGAAAGGUUGCAAAUAUCGAUUUUAACUAUUCUGAUCCUUAUCCGAAUUUUGAUAGGUCGAAAGUUAAAGGGUUGGUCGCCCAGCUUUUCACUCUGGAUAAGGAUAAGACCCAGGCCGGAACUGCGCUCGAAAUCUGCGCCGGUGGACGUCUUUAUAAUGUUGUUGUCGAUACGGCGGAAACUGGUACUGCCCUGUUGCAAAAUGGUAAACUUCGAAAACGUGUCACGAUCAUCCCCUUGAACAAGAUUUCAUCUUUUAGGGCUUCGGCUGAGAAGAUUGCAGCUGCGAAGAAUCUGGCACCGGGGAAAGUAGAUCUUGCUUUGUCUUUGAUAGGAUACGACGAUGAGGUCGCUUCGGCGAUGCAAUAUGUCUUUGGAACAACGCUGGUUUGCCAGGAUGCUGACACCGCAAAGCGAGUUACAUUCGACCCUUCCGUGCGUAUGAAGAGCGUAACUCUCGAAGGAGACGUGUAUGAUCCUUCGGGAACCUUGUCGGGAGGAAGCUCGCCAAACUCAAGCGGCGUCCUCAUAAUCUUGCAACAACUGAAUGAACUUAUGGGGCAGCUGGCACAAAAUGAGCGAGCUCUCCGAGAUCUACAGGAAACCAUGGCGAAGGAGAAGAAGAAGAUGGACCUUGCUAGAGCUACAAAGCAAGAGUUCGAUCUUAAGGUGCAUGAGAUUAAGUUAGCCGAAGAGCAAAUAAAUGGGAAUUCGUCUUCUUCUAUUAUCCAUGCCGUUGAAGAGAUGAAAACAAAUAUCGAGCAGCUUAAGAAGGACAUUGAAGAUGCCAAGAAACGACACACCGAAGCUAGCAGAGACAUUAAGCGUAUUGAAAAGGAUAUGAGAGAAUUUAGCAGCAACAAAGAUAGCAAGCUGGCGGAAUUGCAAUCGUCGCUGGAUUCGCUCAAAAAAGGACUCAGCAAGAACUCGAUUUCUGUCAAGACGUUGCAGAAAGAGCUCCAGGCCUCACGGCUUGAUUCCGAGCAGGCUGGAAGUGACCUAAGUGCUGCGGAAGAACAGCGUGCCGAAGUCGACCAAACUUUGAAUGCUCAAAAGGAGGAAGUUGAGGCUUUGAAACGGGAGCAAGCAAAAUGCAAAAAAGCACAUGAUCUUGCUCAAGCCCAGCUCGAGGACGAACAGGCCAAACUAACUCGAUUUGACGAUGAGCUUCGAGCUUUGGAAGAGGCAUCUCGAUCCAAAGCGGCACGAAUUACAGAAGAGGGCCUUGAAUUGCAAAAGCUAGGCCACCAAAUCGAGAAGUUCCAAAAGGAUCAGCAAAAUGCCGCACAGCUGGUAGCCAGCAUGGAGAAGGAACACGAGUGGAUCUUGGAUGAAAAAGAUAGCUUUGGACGACCAGGCACGCCGUACGAUUUCAAGGGCAAAAAUAUUGCCGAAUGCAAAGCCUCCCUACGUAACCUGACGGAGCGAUUCCAAGGGAUGAAAAAGAAGAUCAACCCCAAGGUCAUGAAUAUGAUUGAUAGCGUUGAGAAGAAAGAAGUGGCGUUGAAAAAUAUGAUGAAGACUGUCAUUCGGGACAAGAAGAAGAUCGAGGAAACUAUCAUCAGUCUUGACGAGUAUAAGAAGGAAGCAUUGCAGAAGACUUGGUCCAAGGUUAACAGUGACUUUGGCCAGAUAUUUGCAGAGCUGCUUCCGGGCAGCUUCGCUAAACUUGAUCCCCCUGAGGGUAAGGAGAUUAGUGAUGGCCUGGAGGUAAAGGUUAGUCUGGGUAAAGUGUGGAAACAGAGUUUGACAGAAUUGAGCGGUGGGCAACGAUCUCUCAUCGCUCUCUCGCUUAUAAUGGCUCUUCUCCAAUUCAAGCCUGCACCCAUGUACAUCCUCGACGAAGUCGACGCUGCAUUGGACUUGUCGCACACGCAGAAUAUCGGCCGGUUGAUCAAGACACGAUUUAAGGGGUCGCAGUUUAUCGUGGUCAGCUUGAAGGAUGGCAUGUUCCAGAAUGCAAAUCGUAUUUUUAGGACUAGGUUUAGUGAGGGUACCAGCGUUGUUCAAGCGCUGACACCGGCUGAUUUGAAGUGA
This is a messenger RNA of Histoplasma mississippiense, 3540 nucleotides long. RefSeq lists its product as hypothetical. NCBI's taxonomy places the organism in Eukaryota, Fungi, Ascomycota, Eurotiomycetes, Onygenales, Ajellomycetaceae. Gene Ontology annotation, biological process: chromosome organization. The record is from RefSeq and is a predicted model, not a curated record. Gene Ontology annotation, cellular component: chromosome. The transcript is spliced from 6 exons. Bases 1 to 3540 code for a protein of 1179 amino acids. Gene Ontology annotation, molecular function: ATP binding; protein binding; ATP hydrolysis activity.